Molecule: messenger RNA, 1262 nt
Organism: Rhincodon typus (whale shark)
Lineage: Eukaryota; Metazoa; Chordata; Chondrichthyes; Orectolobiformes; Rhincodontidae
Product: adenylate cyclase type 6-like
Exons: 5
Coding region: 108-929 (273 amino acids)
Biological process (GO): adenylate cyclase-inhibiting G protein-coupled receptor signaling pathway; intracellular signal transduction; cAMP biosynthetic process
Molecular function (GO): adenylate cyclase activity
Source: RefSeq, a predicted model, not a curated record
CCCCUCUGCUCCGUGAUCCACAAUGUCUCCUCUCCCACUGUUUCACCUGUCCAUCCCUUCUCUUCUCUCGUAGCCAGGAGCUGGGCAGCAAAGUUCCUCUGAAGUACAUGACCCCUGUGAUUCUAAUGGUGUUUGUGCUCGCCCUCUACCUCCACGCCCAACAGGUCGAAUCCACGGCUCGACUGGACUUCCUGUGGAAGCUGCAGGCCACCGAGGAGAAGGAGGAGAUGGAGGAGUUACAGGCCUAUAAUCGGCGUCUCCUCCAUAACAUCCUGCCCAAGGAUGUAGCUGCUCAUUUCCUCGCUCGUGAACGCCGUAAUGAUGAGCUCUAUUACCAAUCGUGUGAGUGUGUCGCUGUCAUGUUUGCAUCCAUCAGUAACUUCUCCGAGUUCUACGUGGAGCUGGAGGCUAACAACGAGGGAGUGGAGUGUCUCCGUCUCCUCAAUGAAAUCAUCGCCGAUUUUGACGAAAUAAUCAGUGAGGAACAGUUCCGCCAGCUGGAGAAGAUUAAAACCAUCGGCAGCACCUACAUGGCCGCGUCAGGGCUCAAUGACUCCACCUACGACACGGUCGGCAAGUCCCACAUCAUGGCUCUGGCUGACUACGCUACCCGGCUCAUGGAGCAGAUGAAAUACAUCAAUGAACAUUCCUUCAACAACUUCCAGAUGAAGAUCGGAUUGAACAUUGGGCCAGUGGUGGCAGGAGUGAUCGGUGCCCGAAAACCUCAGUACGACAUCUGGGGGAACACUGUCAACGUAGCCAGCCGCAUGGACAGUACCGGCAUUCCCGACAAGAUCCAGGUAACGGGGGACAUGGAACAGGUGCUCACUGCCAAAGGCUACCAUCUGGAGUGCCGUGGGCUUGUCAAGGUGAAGGGCAAGGGUGAGAUGCUGACCUACUUCCUGAGCCAGGGCCCGAGGAACAGCUAGCUGGCCCGCUGGCCGUCUCGCGGAACUGGGGGGAGAGCGGGACAGACCGCGAUUUUGAACCUUCGGCCCCCUCACCCCACCCUCCCUCCCUCCCCGGUCAACACGGCGCCGGAGAGAUCCCAGAGAAACGUUGAGGAGCCGGCCUCGGUCAGGACAGUUUCACAAAAACGGGAAAUGGAAACCGCGCGGAGCACGCAGUGCCUGAGUGGAUGUUGCAGGCUGCUGGACUCUCCCGUGAAGAUCACAGGCCUGGCUACUUUUUAUUCUCCUGACGGUGUGCGAUGACACACUCGCUGAGGGACGCCGGUCCGAAGACAGAUUUAUUUAUUUAUC